AUCUCUCUCAUUCUCUUUCUGAUUACGUAAAUAUUUUUUGUGCAACAUAGCAGCGGAACGUUGGAACACGACGGAAGGAGAAACGUGGAACGUGUAUUAGAACAUGCAUCCGGUUUAUUCGAUCUUCUUCGUUUCCCUGUACUUUAAUCUUGUCUAUGUCAAAACUACUAUUAGCCUCCAGUAUAUGAAUGCACGGUGUGCUUAUAUGUAAUAAAGAUAUUCAACAAUAAAUUCGCAAAUAAUGUUUGCGAAUGUGUCAUCUUCCAUCGUAGCAGCCGGUAUUUCGAUUUAUACACGGUAACGACGCAUAGGCAUACAAGUUAAGAGGCAAAGAGAUCCUCGUCAGGGUAUACAGCAAUGGCUACAGUUGAAGGCAUUACAGUAGAGGAUCUUAGGACGGAGAUUGAAAGACUCUCAAGAGAAUUAGAUUUAGCUUCCACGGAGAAGAUACAAUCCGCUCAAUAUGGUCUUGCAUUACUCGAAGAAAAAUCGGCUCUACAACAAAAGUGCAAUGAUCUCGAGGCCCUCUAUGAAAACACGAAGCAUGAGUUAGAGAUCGCACAAGAGGCCUUAACUAAAGUUCAAACAACUACUAUAUUGACUACAAAAAGUGGUAUUGAACAAGAGGAGAGUCUUUUAAGUGAAAGUGCAGCAAGAGAAACGUCUUUACAAAUACAAAUAUUAGAACUGGAAAAUGAAACAAAGCAGUUACGUCAUGAAUUAGAACGAGUACAAGCUGAGCGUGAUCAUGCACUUCAGGAAAGAGAGGAAAUAGGUAAAGAUCAUCUACAAGCAGAAACAGAAAGAAAAACAUUAAGAACGGAAUUACGUGAAUGUAGAUUUCGUGAAACUAGAUUACUUCAAGAUUAUUCAGAAUUAGAAGAUGAAAAUAUCUCGCUACAAAAACAAGUAUCUGGUCUGCGGUCCAGUCAAGUAGAAUUUGAAGGUGCCAAACAUGAAAUUAGAAGAUUAACAGAGGAAGUAGAACUUUUAAAUAGUCAAGUAGAAGAAUUAACUAAUUUAAAAAGGAUUGCUGAAAAACAAAUGGAAGAGGCAUUAGAAUCCUUACAAGCUGAACGUGAAGCUAAAUAUGCACUUAAGAAGGAAUUGGAUCAACGAAUUAAUAGUGAAUCUAUUUAUAAUCUCAGUAAUCUUGCUCUUUCUAUUAGAGGAAUUACUGAAGAUCAAACAAUAUGUAGUGAUGGUGAAGAUGAUCCGCCUGCAUUACGUAGAAUUGAGGCAGAUUUGAAAACUCAAGAACCAGGAACUUCUGCAACAGAUAAACAAGUAGACUUGUUCUCUGAAAUUCAUUUGAAUGAAUUGAAAAAAUUAGAAAAACAAUUAGAGCUUGCUGAAUCUGAAAAAGUUCAUUUAACUCAGAAUUUAAGGGAAUCUCAAUAUGCAGUUGAAAAAAGCCAAGGAGAGUUACAAACAUUUAUUGCACGAAUUAUGCAAUUAACAGCACAUGUGCAAUCAUUGCAACAUCUUCAUUCCAAAUUACCUGGAAAAGAAAAUGAGGAAGUUACAAUGGAAAAAUUGAAUCAGGCUAUUAUGCAAUACCAUCAAUGGAGUACAAUGUCUGCCCGUGAAGUAGAUCAACUGCAGAAAGAUUUAACGGAAUUAGAGAAUGGUUUAACAGUAUCUGAUGCAACACAGCAAUUAAGAACGGAAUUAACAAAUUUGAGAAAUAAGAUCCCAGAAUCAGAGAAGAUGCUUCGAGAAAAGCUUUUAGAUACUGAACAAAGAAGUAUGCAACUCGAAUCUGAUGUUUGUACCCUCUCCAAACUUGCUAUAGAAGCUGGAGGUUUUCUUGAUUCAGCGCAAAAUGAUUUGCAAAAUAUUUCUGAUGAAUUGGUGUACCUUUAUCAUCAUGUGUGUGCAGUCAAUGGAGAAAUGCCUUCACGUGUUGUCCUCGACCAUGAAAAAAUUGUUCCUGAAAAAGAAGAAGAAGGAAAUAGUAAAAUUGAAUGGUGUAGAACUUUGUUCAAAACAGAUAUUAAAAUUAAGGAUCUAGAAAGUCUUAGCAAAGCAAAAGAAAUUGCUAAGCAUAUAGAAAUUGCUAUUGAUCAAAUAAAACAUCUGAGAAGUGCAGUAGAACAUACAAUACAAUUAUCUAAGAAGAAGGGAGUACAAUCAAACAUUUGUAAUGUUUGUGAAGCAUCUGUAAAUGAGAAUAAGGCCGAAGUGGCAGAUUUGCAAGAACAAGUUAUAAGAUUAAAGGCAAUGUUGUCUGCUAAACGUGAACAAAUAGCAACUUUAAGGACAGUAUUAAAGUCAAAUAAAAACACGGCUGAAGUAGCAUUAACAAAUUUGAAGAGUAAAUAUGAAAAUGAGAAAAGUAUUGUUAAUGAAACCAUGCUGAAACUACGAAAUGAACUUAGAAUGUUGAAAGAAAAUGCAGCUACAUUUUCAAGUUUACGUGCAAUGUUCGCUGCACGUUGUGAAGAAUAUGUUACUCAAGUGGAUGAACUACAACGUCAGCUGACUAUAGCAGAGGAUGAAAGGAAGACCUUGAAUCAACUUUUACGCCUCGCAGUGCAACAAAAGCUUUGUCUCACGAUGAAGCUUGAAGAAUUAGAAGUUGAUAGAGAAUUGCGAAAUACCAGAAGACAUGCUACUGGUGCUAAUGGACGAGGUAGAGCGCGAUUAUUACAACAAACAAACCGUCCACAUUUAGGCAGAGAUUUCUUCUAGAAAAUGAUGAAGAUGUGGAGCAAGAUAUUUUGAGAAAAUAUGGAAUUCUGAACACCUUUGAAGUUUUUACUAUUUAUUUAAAAAUUUCCCUGAAUAGUAAAAACGAAAAACUUUUUUGUAAGGUUUUUAGUGAAAAAUUGAUACCAAAUUACUGUUCAUUAAUCUAUUUAUCAAAGUAUAUUCGUAUAUGAAUUACUUAUCUAUAUUAUUUAUUAUUAUAUUCUUAAAAACAUUCUUGUUCCAUGUCAUACAAGUAUUUUUACACAGACGACCGUGGGCAGGGAUGAAUUAUUAAUGGAACUGGUGACGCCGUCCUCAUUAUGAGAAUGAGUUUUAAAUGCAUUGAGACAUGGAAUGAUAGACUUAUUGACAAUUUUUACGAUGCUCUUUUUGUCUAAAAUUUAUCAGAGUUUUGCCUUAUAUUAUCUCUAUUUUAGUAACAAAUUCUAACAAGGAACAGAAAGAACAUCAAUUGUAAUAAGCUGAGAAUUUUUAAUCUUGCUGUGACUGGUCCACAAGAUACGUGGAGCCUUAUAGAUUUUCUGACCUACGCCCAAGAUAUUUUUCAGAAAAACUUAUUUGUAAAUAUCAGACGUCAUGCUGUGUAUUGAUUUGGUUCAUUUUUAAUAACAAUAAUAUAUAUAUAUAUAUAUAUAUAUAUAUAUAUCUAUGUAAAAUUAUUUAUUUAUUUAUUUUAUUUUUUUUUUUUUUUUUUUUAAUGAAAUUUUAUGUUCAUAAUGAGUUCUGUCACCCGUGGGUCGUCAAAGUCAUAGUUUUUGCAUCCUUCGUGGAUUCAUAAAUCGUAUCAAUAAGAAAAGUGAAUGUAUAAAUUACUUCAUACUAGACAUGGUUGCAUCAAUUUCUACUUUAUUGAUAAACUUGCAUUAUGCAACAUAUAAUAUUUCAGACGCAAAGAUGAUAGCAUUGCAUAUCAUAGAAACAGUGUUAAUAAACACGCCAUACAGUAGCGUCCAUAAUCAAAGUAGAACACAAAAUAAUAGAUAUGUAUAUAUGAAGAAAAAUAAAACAGAAAUAACACUGAGGGAUAAGCAAAAGUAAUGUGAAUGUAGGGAAUCCAUUUACACAUUUACUUUGCCUAAUUGUUAUUGACGUUUUUUUAUCUAAUAAUAAGAUCAAUAUAAUUGUUCUAUUGUGUAAUUUUUUUGUUUAAAUAUUACUUGAAUAAUGAAUUGAAUUGCACAUCAUUUUAAUUCGAUUUUUAAAUCACAAAUGUUAAUGCGCCAUCCAGUUAUAUAGUAUUCUUAUGCAUGACAUUACUAAAUAAUAUAUAUUCCACUCUCCCUCUCUUUCUUUAGAAAUUUUUAUAUUACGCAGCUGCAGUUUUUUAUGAGUAAAUUCUUGUCAAAUCGUGUGUUACUUGUUAAAUUUAAAAAAUUAACUAUAUUCUGUUUUUGAUCUAUUAUUAUCCUAUAAAAUGAUAAAAGAGAGAGAGAGAGAGAGAGAGAGAGAGAGAAAGAGAAAGAAAAAAAAAGAUAUGUAUAUGUAUGCUGCGCGCGUAUGUAAGACGGAAAAAAUAGGAUUAUUACGAAUAUUAUUUAUUACACUGUUCUAUUUUUGUUUUAUUGUACAAUUGUUUAUUUGUACAAAAACAGAUCGUGUGUUCUAAUUACUUUACGAUUUAGCAACAGUAUUGGAAGUUUUUCAAUGCAGAAUGUUCAAUUACAAUUAUAAAUGUAUAGAAUAUUUACAAACUUCAUAAAAUACAAUAGCAUUUACAAAAGUUUUUUUUAUCCUGUUUAUAUAAUCUAGAUUACGUAUGGUUAUUAAUAAAAUGAUUAAUAUAAAAAAUGCAUAAUUAGAAUAAGAAUGAUAAUCAUUAAAUAUAUGUGAAAUACAUGUAUCUAUUUUUUCAUGUAAUGGAACAUUCUGCAAACAUGUGUACAUGUGCAAAACUACAAUACAAGAUUUUAAGUCAAAUUUGUUAUUAUAGCUAUUGCUAUUAACUAAUAAUUUUCAUUUUAAUUAUAAUCGCUGCAGCUACUACUAUUAUUAUUAUUAUUAAUACUACUAUUUUAUUAUUGUUAUUGUUAUUACUACCAUUAUUGAUAUCGCUACUAUUGAUAUAAUUGCUACUAUGUUUCUAUUUCUGUCAUUGUGAUUAUUAUCAUUAACGUUUUAACGUUUUGAAUAACUGAGUAAUAUUAAUGAUAUUUCAAGUAUAUAUUUCUAUUAAAAUUAUAUAUUAUUAAUCAGGUACCAUUACUUUAUGGUCACAUUCUUAUCAAUUUUAAAUGCAUAUGAUAACUGUCAGACAUGGCAGUAAUUUAUUGUCCAGUCAUUAUAUUUUUUGUAUAUGAAUAUGAAUUGCCGUAUUCAUAUAUUCGUCAGUAAUAUGUUGACAUUAUUUUUGUUAUAUUUUCUAUUUUAUUUUCUCAACAUUUUACUAUCUUUUAUAUUAAUGAAUAAAGUGUACAAAUCAAUCAUUUA
Messenger RNA from Vespa velutina, 5142 nucleotides. RefSeq names its product protein bicaudal D (gene BicD). The transcript has 8 exons. Gene Ontology annotation, biological process: regulation of microtubule cytoskeleton organization; microtubule anchoring at microtubule organizing center; protein localization to organelle. Gene Ontology annotation, cellular component: Golgi apparatus; cytosol. Gene Ontology annotation, molecular function: cytoskeletal adaptor activity; dynein complex binding; dynactin binding. NCBI's taxonomy places the organism in Eukaryota, Metazoa, Arthropoda, Insecta, Hymenoptera, Vespidae. The record is from RefSeq and is a predicted model, not a curated record. The coding region runs from base 358 to 2694 and encodes 778 amino acids.